CUACAGUUCUUCCAAUUCCCGCGCCCGGAAAAUCCGUUUUUUAAUCUAUGGAAGCAAGCUUGCCAUGCUUCCCUGAGCCGCAUUCUACCUUUCAAGAAGCCCGUUGUUUGUGCACUUCACUUCCAUCCUAACCUUAUAGGCGGACGUAGACUAACAUCUUCGGCAGUACCAUCUCUGCGUCUAGACGUUCCCAAUGAUUUGAAAGCCGUUGAACAGCAAGCUAUGGUAGAGGAAAUUGAACGCAGCCGCAAGUGCGCAUAUAUAAAUGCCGUCGUCUAUGAGUGGUUAGUACGUGCCAAUCUAAAUCCUCAGCUACGUGGUUCCAUAACGCAUGGUAUGAUCAAGGAAAAGGCUGCUUCAGCGGGACAGCUUAUUGGCUCGACUUCGUUCGUGGCUGACAAUCGUUGGCUCAAUCGCUUCCGUGAAACACACUUAACUGGUUUUGCACAAAAAUUGGCCAAUAAUCAGUUAAAACCGCUAGGAGUAUCUCUCUGGAUUCCAGAUAUUGUACAAGACCUCCAACAUCUAUUUCCACCUACGAGCGCUGAGCGUGUUGCCAAAUUAGAAAGUUUACCGGAACAUUAUAUGAACUACAUGCAACAGUAUGGUGAAUAUGAAGAGGAUGAUGAUCAAGAUUCGCAGGGUCAGUCCUUGAAGGAGCAACAACAAAGUCACGCCGGUUAUGACGCUUACGGUCAACCGCUGCCGAAUUAUAAUGGCAGUUAUGAUGGGUAUGAAGGCUAUUACGAUCGACAGAAUCAACAUAACAGCUAUAACUCGCCACAACCCUCACGACCAGCCUCACACUCACCUCCACAGCAACAGCUGCAAAAAUUAGCCUCUCCAGCGCAUCGUGCCAGCCCAAUACAACAGCCACCAACAAAACGAGCACGUUCAGAGGAUGACGAAGUCACGGAAAUACCGAAUGGUAACAAUGUGACUGAUUUGACGAGUGAUUGCGAAACAAACGAGUGCGAUAUAAAACCCAUAAAACUGGUUAAUGGUAAGAACACACCUAACGGCAGUAGUGGGCAUACACCAGCGCCUUCACCGAAACCUGUCACAAACGGCAAUGGCAGCACGAAUGGUGUUAAUAAAGGUGCGGAAACGGACCUUACAUCUUAUACACAAGCUCUCGAAUAUCUUAAACCUUUGGAAGACUUUGCACUUUCAAUGGAAAACUUCCGCGCCAUAGGAUUAAUCUCACAAUUGGAGACCAUAUUAAGAAAGGGUGAAAAUAGGCGGUUAGCUGCAACCCAGUAACAUUUCUACGACGAGAUAAUAACAGGACUUUAUGUCUUAUUCCUUCAGGCUGAUGUGAUUUACCUACUUGUGUAAAUAAUUUUUAGAAAGUUCUAGUAUUAUUAGACUCUAUAUGCUAACAUAACCGUUAUUGAUGCACCCUUAUCUUUUUCUUUAAUUACUCUAUUUAGCAAUAAAAAACUACUAUAUAGUACUUAGAAGUCAGUCAAUGAGAAAAUUAAAAUAAAAAAACGGUGACAAAGACAUUGUUAAUAUAUUAUUUAUUAUAUGGUAUAAUUUUGACUGUAAAAAUAAAUAAAAGGAUAGGUACAGCUGUCCUUUUAAACCAACUUAAAAAUAUGUGGUUUUAAUUUAUUCUAAAAUAAUGCCAUUAAGCUACUAAAAGUAUAAAACGAAUUUCAUACAUUUAUGUAAAAUAAAACACAGAGUGCAAAUAAAAGCAGACAUUAAACAUAAAUAAUAAUACUCACAUCGCUAAUUAUUAGCAGUUCAGAAUCAAAUACGCAAAAAUGCUUUUAGUACAAAAUGACCUUUGUCCGAUCCCAGGGUAGUUAAGUCCACUUACUUUUAAGAAAAGAGGUACUGCCACACGCACAACAUCUCCGUGAAUAUAAAAAAGAUGUUUAAUUUUUCUUAUAUAAUUAGCGUUUCCAUUUGACUGCUUUCCUCUUUGCUUUGUAACAUUGUUCACAAAAUUUUUUAGCCUCUACAUCUUCUUGCGCUUUACAAACGGCCUUAAACAGCCACAUUUUAAUUAUCUGGCGCCUUCUGAUGCUUAAUUUUCGUGUUUCUUCGAACGCACGCUCAAAGAAGUCUUUUAACUCGAGUUGAGUGAAAACGUCAUUAGAGAUAUGAUGGUGGUAAUUUUUUAAAGUAUCAUUUUUCUCGUCUGCUUCUACAUCGGCAUGUUUUCUUUUUUUCGAUUUAGCAUUUUUCGAGUUAGAUAGUGUUGUUGUAUCAGUAUUAGACUUCCGAAUCGGAUAGCCAUUUGUAACGUUCACCUCGUCUUCAUCAGAUGAUACCAGCGAAAUGAUGUCUUGGGCAUCGUUUAGUGCAAUAUCAUUUAUUUCCAAUAGAGGGUUGUCCAUUGGGUCGUUGUUUUCGAUAUAUCGUUUAAAUUUGGAAAAUGACGUUUGGCAGCAUUGAAUUCAUUAAUUUCUUUUGCUGGUUUUUGGUAUGCUUCAAUCUCUGCGCUUUGUGGCUUCCCAAGCAUUGCUGGUACAUCAUUUUUAAAGUUAUCCUGAUCUAGUUCGUAUAUAAUAAAUUUAUCAACGGUUUGUGAAGCAACUAAUGGGGAAGCAUCAUCUAUGUCAAUGCUUUCUAUAAUAUUGUAUGUAGAAUCAGGUUCAUCUUUUUCAGAUUUAGUGCAGACUGAUAGUUCUAUAUUUUCUUUUUCGGGUGUUAAGGAGCACUGUCGUCGGCCAGUUCUUUCUUUAUCUGCGCAAGCAUUGCAUCGCAUCAUCGGAAUCACAGUUUUCAAUUUCUAUCACUACCUCGGUUUCAUCCAUUGUAGAAUCCCAAGGAGGCAAAUAAAGG
Messenger RNA from Rhagoletis zephyria (snowberry fruit fly), 2799 nucleotides. RefSeq lists its product as uncharacterized. NCBI's taxonomy places the organism in Eukaryota, Metazoa, Arthropoda, Insecta, Diptera, Tephritidae. The record is from RefSeq and is a predicted model, not a curated record.